CGGGCCGCGGUGUCGGCCGGCCGGCCGGCCGGCCGUCGAGGUACAACAUGGAGGUGGUUCUCGUCGAAUCACAUCCCCGUCGCCGAAAGGCCCCUUUUACGUGGCCGCCUAUAAAGUUGUUCUGGUGACCGCGCGCCCGCUUCAGAAACACUCCACCCUCGAACGAAUCGACUAGCUUGCUCGCCAUGAAAUUGCACGUUUUGUUCCUGACGGCACUUCCCAUGUGCCUGGGUCAAUUUUCAAUCCAAGGACCCAGCGACGGCAAUCGACGGGCCCAGGGCCUUAAAUUCAGCGAGGAGAAAGGAAUCGAGUACACCGAUCAGAGCGAAUCAGAAGGGGCCGGGGACUUCACCAUUCAAGGCGCUACCGACGGCAACAGCAACUUCCGCAUCCAGGGUGCCACAGACGGCCACUCGAACUUCCAGAUUCAGGGUCCCUCGGACGGUGGUGCGGCUACCUUCAACAUACAGGGGCCGACCGACGGUCACAGCCAAUCCAUAAUCCAAGGAGCGUACGACCCCAACCAAGGCAACGCCAAGGCGCUCGAGUACAACGAUCCCAGCGGUUACAGGGUGAACUGGAGGUCGUACGAGCGCCAACCGCGGCCGGCGACGUACGCGGAGCCGCAGUACGCGGCGCAGGCCGCGGCGCCGGUCCGGCAAGCCGGGCACCGGCGAGCACCCCCGCCGCAACCGCAACAGCAACAGGCACCUGAACCUGCGCCGCAGUACAAGCAUUACGCUAACGCGCCGCCGCAGAUCCAGCAACUGCUCCAGUUCCAGCAGCAGAUCCCGUACCUCAACGUGAUCCCGGAACAAUACAGAUUCGACGAACAGGCUGCGAUACAGGCUCAGACUGAGCAGGUCCGGGAGCACUUCCGCAACUUGAAGGUCCAACCGCCACCUGGUUCGGCGCCGCCGCCGCCACCGCCCGCCGCGCCCGCACCGGAACCACGUCACCGAGCGCGCGGUCCCUCCAGGCAUAAGCGCGAGGCGAGUCCUCAGCAGCAGCAGCAGCAGCACCGCAGGAUAUCCCAGCCGCCGGCAGAGCCGCAGCCGCACUACUCGACCAAUCUGCCGCGAGAGCUGCAGGAGCUGCUCAAGUUCCAAGCUCAAACGCCCUACAACAUCUUCGCCAAUCAAGUCUCAUAUCGCGGGCCCGACAAACCUUACGUGCCGCAGUCCGUGAAUCCACCGCAGCAGCAGCUGGUGCAGAAGGCGCAGUAUCAAGGUCAGGGUGGCGCGUACCAGGCCCAGGCGAGCGCCUACACGCAGGCUCGCGUGGCCGGCUACAACCAGGGCCCGCAGCUCGGCUACAAUCAGCAGCAGCAGCAGCAGCCUGCUGGCGUACGACCCGUGACCGAGAAUCAGUACCUGGUGGUGGCCGACGACGUGGUUGAGCCGCGACGGCUGGGUCCAUAUAGAAGUGCAUCGCGACGCGGCCGCCAGUUUUGUCCCGCCGCCCUCCGGAUAUCAUCGUUCAGCAUCAUGAGAUUCCUCUUCUUGAUACUCGUCGUGGCGCCCGUGCUAGGGACGGAACUCCACAGUCACAUUCGUGUACGGCGGCAACACGGGAACGUGCGAUCUCUGAGUCAAGCGCCCGCCGCGAUCAAGCAGAUCCUGGCGUCUCAGCUGGCUCGCGACCCGAUCGUCCAUCUUCCGCCGCAGCCAGUGCCGAAUCUCUCGCUCUCCAAGCCCAUUGAGCCUCAGUACGUGACCCAGGCCCAGCUGUCUCAAUAUCGGCCGCAAGUACAGAUCGGCCAGCCACCUGAGCAGCCGACUUACAAGCAGAUUCCCGUAAGACCGGCCCAGUACUCGCCGCCGGCCUCCGCUCAGCAGCCGCAGUACAAUCCCCAGCCACAGCAGCAGCAGCCGCAGUACAAUCCUCAGUACCGCAGCAAUUAUCAGCAGCCGCAGUCGCAGCAAGCCGCCCAGCCCAACUAUCAGUACUCCAAGAACCUGCCGCCGCAGCUCCAGCAGCUCGUGCAGAUCCAGCAGAAUCUGCCCAACGCAAUCCCGGCGGGACAGCAUCAAGGCUAAUCGUUCGUCAACAGAUGUCAACGUCGAGUUCGUAUCGUAUGCGUCUCCGCGAGGUCAUCGGUCGUGAGCAUCCGCCAUCGCAUCGUUUCACUCAUCGCUCGCCAUCUCUGUAGUUGAGAAAUUCAUAAUGCACUUGGGACGCCCUUCACAAGCGGGUAGCAGAAUACGUUAGUGAAAAUUUCGUCUGCACGAGUAUUUUCUUUCCACGGAGUAUGUCUGUUAUAAAUCACAUCAAGGCGAAUUAAAGAUGUAAAUUGAUAGUCAAGUUGAAA
Harpegnathos saltator (Jerdon's jumping ant) is the source of this 2311-nucleotide messenger RNA. RefSeq names its product mediator of RNA polymerase II transcription subunit 15. The transcript is spliced from 8 exons. Bases 186 to 2039 code for a protein of 617 amino acids. Lineage: Eukaryota; Metazoa; Arthropoda; Insecta; Hymenoptera; Formicidae. The record is from RefSeq and is a predicted model, not a curated record.